AUGUGGUCAUGGCAUGGAAAGCGAUAUUUAGGUGCUGCUCAUGGUGUCGCUGGAAUUCUGCAGAUCAUAUUAUCUUGCCCUCUGGACGUGUUGAAUCCAUACAUUUCUGACGUCCUGAACACGAUAGAAUGGCUAGUUGAUUGUCAAGAUGAGGAGGGCAAUUGGCCUGCGAAAGCACCUCGGCAUAGUCAAAUAUCAGGGGACGAAAGCAAUGAAUUGGUCCAGUGGUGCCAUGGUGCAACCGGAAUCGUGAUCUUACUGUCUACGCUUUUGAAAAUGUCGUCGAAAAAACGACAGGUAUUCCACGCUCAUACCCAUCUUCUUAACAAGGCCAUAGCAUCUAUUCACAAAGGCGCCUCUCUUGUCUAUCGUCAUGGAUUCCUUCGAAAAGGUGUCGGUCUUUGUCAUGGAGUUGGUGGCUCCAUUUACGCGUUGCUUUCUGUCUCGGAUGCAUUGGCUUUGUUACAAGGAGAUAGCGAUCACAGGCAUAAUUCUAAGUAUUAUUUCCAGCGAGCUGUUCAUCUUGCCCAUCUUGCUACAUCAUACGAAAAGCUGACCGAGAAUGGGAAGAUGGGGGUACCUGAUCGACCAGGCAGUCUUUACGAGGGAGUAGCUGGGAUGUGCUGUGCGUGGGGAGAAAUAGCGCACCGAAUAGCAGGGAUUAAUGCUGAAGGGGAACAUCCAGCGCAUACUAAUACACAGUCUGUACCCGUUGCCAGCGGAUUUCCUGGCUACGACGAUUUAUAUGAGCAGUCAUCAGAAGAAAUGUGA
Guyanagaster necrorhizus is the source of this 771-nucleotide messenger RNA. RefSeq lists its product as uncharacterized. NCBI's taxonomy places the organism in Eukaryota, Fungi, Basidiomycota, Agaricomycetes, Agaricales, Physalacriaceae. The transcript has 3 exons. The coding region runs from base 1 to 771 and encodes 256 amino acids. The record is from RefSeq and is a predicted model, not a curated record. Gene Ontology annotation, biological process: carbohydrate metabolic process; peptide modification. Gene Ontology annotation, cellular component: plasma membrane.